This is a messenger RNA of Dendronephthya gigantea, 2125 nucleotides long. RefSeq lists its product as uncharacterized. Gene Ontology annotation, molecular function: oligosaccharide binding. Lineage: Eukaryota; Metazoa; Cnidaria; Anthozoa; Malacalcyonacea; Nephtheidae. The transcript is spliced from 9 exons. The record is from RefSeq and is a predicted model, not a curated record. The coding region runs from base 87 to 1712 and encodes 541 amino acids.
UUUUAAGCAGACACAAGAAUUCCACUGACGGAAUUUACAGGCUGAAGUCAGGCUCUUCGGGUGAAUACUACGACGUGUAUUGUCAGAUGACAGAUAUUGGGGCCUGUGGCGCAGGGGGAUGGACUCUUGCCAUGAAAUUAAACGGAACUAAGAAUACAUUUACCUAUGACUCUCCCCUGUGGACGAACAACGAGACAUACGCGAUACAAGAUGGUCUGGAAGGACUGACAGAGAAAGAAAGCAAGUUGGCUUCGUAUUGGAAUACUCCGUUCACAAAGAUAUGCAUGGGUAUGUCUUAUAACGGAACGAGAAAAUGGAUGACCUUUAACUACGCUGCAAGUUCGCUGUACAGUGUGAUCGCGGACGGACAAUUUAGGCCAACUACUGCUGGCCGAGCUGCAUGGAAAUCCCUGAUCGUGGAAUCUUCACUACAAUAUAACUGCAACAGAGAGGGGUUUAAUGUGCGGUUCAAUGGUGAAUCGGCAAUGCGAAUCGGAAUUGUUAGUAAUAAUGAACGCGACUGCGCAUCGUGUGAUUCUUGGAUUGGCAUCAGCAGAGGUUCUUUUACGACUGACGGUACCUGGCACAGUAGAAUGGUUUGUGGCAAUCAUGCAAGCCACCAUAGUCACGAUAAUGGAAUUAAAAACUCCGUCACGUUCGGAUAUAUUUUUGUGCAAAGGGAGAUCGUCAUGCACGCUACAAUGAAAACAUGUCUGCUCUUCUUCAUCUUAGAAAGCGUUGCUCUGAGUGAAAGCACAAACGAGGCCGUGUUUCGCAGACGUGUCGAAACUUAUUUGCCGAAUUGCGUUUUUCGUACCAAAAGAGCAAGGAGCGAGUCCGAGUGUAGCAUUUACUGCCUACGUCAUUCGUCCUGUUUUUCGGCAAACUACAAAUUUACUUCACCUACAGAUGGAAUCUGCGAGCUCAACAGCAAGACGAUAAAAGACCUGCCAAAUGAAGAUAAACAUAAUCCUGACUACGUUUAUCUUGAAAAGGUCUGGUCAAAUGAAGAGAACGAGUUUUCACCUGACACAAAAGAACAAGCUUCUUCCCCAUCUUGCAAGGAACUGUUUCUUAAGCAUGAAUCAUUGCCUGAUGGUGUCCACACUCUACAGCAAAAUUCCUCUUCGGCACCAUAUAAGGCAUAUUGUCACAUGACAGAUAUACCAGGAUGUGGGGGUGGGGGCUGGACACUAGUGAUAAAGCUCGAUGGGAAUAAGGAUACAUUCACCUACAAUUCCCAACUGUGGACGAACAAGGAGACAUACGGUAUACAAGAUGGUUUGGAAGGACUGGCAAAGAAAGAAAGCAAGUUAGAUUCUUACUGGAAAACACCGCUCACUAAGGUUUGCCUCGGCAUGUCGUAUAACGGAAACAGAAAAUGGAUGAGCUUCAACUACACUGCCAAUUCGCUGUACAGCGCGAUAGCUGACGGCACAUUUAGGGCAACUACCGCUGGCAGAGCUGCAUGGAAAUCUCUGGUCACGGACUCGUCACUACAAAGGAACUGCAACAGGGAAGGGUUUAAUGUUUUUUCGAGAAUGCGAAUUGGAUUAUUUGCCAAUCAAGAGAACGAUUGUCACUCGUGCGACUCUUGGAUUGGUUUUGGAACAUUAAUCAGUGGAAAGACUUGUGCUAAUUAUGCUUUCAACCACUCCCCUGACAACGGAAACAAAGACCUAGUGACAUUCGGUUACAUUCUUGUUCAAUAAUAAACUUCAAAGGACGUCUUACAUUAAAGAUCUAAGACUAAGUUCAGAUAACUAACUUCGUAUAAAUUCUUGACACAUGUCUGAAGAAUGUUUAAGGUAAGGGAGCCUCGGAAGGAAGCUGAAAUUUUAGUUGUAAAUUUGCAGAAGUAUACAAUCAAAUAAUUAACUAAUUAGGCUAUUGAUUCAUCAUCAAGGAAUCCGUUGUCUGCACGAGUUUGCAUAAAACUACAUUGGACAGAACCAAAACCUUGCAUGAAUGUGCUUUAAGAUCGAGACAUUCCGGCUUCCGCCGACCAAUGUUGAAGAAAAUAAUAUAACGGCUUUAGCUUAAUAUGGCGAAUAUAUCAAGAGAUUUUUAUAGCUGGUAGCUACACUUUCAUCUUAACGGUAAUUUAAUUAAUCUAAAUGUAUAC